Torulaspora globosa is the source of this 579-nucleotide messenger RNA. It is a transcript of the gene COX20, whose product is annotated as Cox20p. Lineage: Eukaryota; Fungi; Ascomycota; Saccharomycetes; Saccharomycetales; Saccharomycetaceae. Gene Ontology annotation, biological process: mitochondrial respiratory chain complex IV assembly. Bases 1 to 579 code for a protein of 192 amino acids. Gene Ontology annotation, cellular component: mitochondrial inner membrane; mitochondrion. The transcript has a single exon. The record is from RefSeq and is a predicted model, not a curated record.
AUGGUUUGGUGGCUGUCUGGCGGGAAGAAAGAGGAGGCAGAAAAGGCUGAAGAUGGUGGACCGAAAAGCGAUGCGAAGCAGGGACAAUUGACCAACUAUUCGAGGGGCCAGAGGAUUUUGCUCGAGGAUACGAAGCCCAGAUUCAACGGUGAGACUUCGCAGAGCCAGCUGGCUGUUUCGCAGGAGGAAGCGAAUUUUAGGAGAGCAUGGAACUCGAUAUCGAAAGAGGACUUUUCGUUUGGCAAGCUGACGGCGAUCCCCUGCUUCAGGGACGCUGGGCUCGUCGGAUUCACCUGCAUGUUCGUGACGGGGGCAGUGACGUUUCUGUACCACAAGAAUCCGACCAGGGCGGCGAACUGGUCUGUCGGAGGACUACUUCUGGGCUCUGUGGUGGGAUGGGAACAAUGCCGGCUGAGACGCAAACGCAGCUUCCAGGUAGCCCAGAUGGCGAGGCAGACGGUCGCGGCGAAGCCGAAACCGAUGCUGAACGCGGUUGCGCACGAUGAGAAGACCAAGCACCAGUGGGACGGCCAUACGCAGCAGGAGCAGCAGGGCAAAUCGUGGUACAAAUUUUGGUGA